Molecule: messenger RNA, 1089 nt
Organism: Mesorhabditis spiculigera
Lineage: Eukaryota; Metazoa; Nematoda; Chromadorea; Rhabditida; Rhabditidae
Source: the annotation of a GenBank genome assembly
AUGGCGGACGCUGAGGGAUUCGUGCAGCUGUGUGAGGGGCUUCAAAAGAAGAUCAUCCAAGAAGGCCAAGACACCGCCAGCCCGCUCAUCGGCUCAACCGUCCACGUGCACUACACGGGCCGCCUCGAGAACGGCGACGUCUUCGACUCGAGCCGCACGAGGGACCCGUUUCGAUUCAACCUCGGCCGCGAGCACGUCGUCAAGGGAUGGGAUAUCGGCGUAGCAACGAUGAAGAAAGGCGAACGCUGCGAGCUGCUGAUCGCGCCCAAGCUGGGCUAUGGCCCGAGCGGCCACCCGCCAAUAAUCCCCCCGGGCGCCAUCCUCACCUUCGAGGUCGAGCUGAUCCGAUGGGAGUCGGAGGAGUUUGGACCGCCCAUGGACAUGGUAAAGGAUGAGCUCUCGGUCGCGGCGAUGCAGGAGCGAGUUGACGAAGCAGAAUGCGCUGGGUUGCUGCUACCUUGGCUCAGGCUCCCCUACAACGUACGCGGCAGCCAUGCCAUGCUGUCUUCCCCGCCAAAAAUCCCGGAUGACGCCACGCUGAAGAACAUCAAGGCGGCCGAGGAGGCGAAAGAGCGCGGCAACGACUUCCUGAAGCAAGGCAAGCUGAAGUUGGCCCUGAAGGAGUACCAGCGCAUCGAAGUGCUGCUCGAGCACCGGCACGCGAAGGAGGCGCCCAGCGAGAAGCGAGAUGCCCUGAUGUUGGCCGCCUUCCUCAACAUGGCCACAAUUCACCAGAUGCUCAACGAGGAGGUCGAGACGGUGGCCGCUUGCGACAAGGCGCUCAAGAUGGACCCGAAGAACGUGAAGGCGCUCUACCGCAAGGGCCACGCGAAGAACUCUCUGGCCCUCUACGAUGAGGCCGAGGCCAUCUUCACGGAUAUCACGCUCAUCCAGCCAAAUAACAAGGACGCCCAGCUGCAGAUUCGCCUCUGCAAGCAAAGGAGCAAGGAAUUCGAGCAGAGCGGGCGACGCCGGUACAAGCGCCUCUUCGCCAAGAAGUCUGCAGCGGAACCCGCCGCGCACGAGAGCACCUCGAAGGAAAUCGACGCCGACGACCCGCAGCCAUGCACGUCCGCCGAGCACGAAGCC